Messenger RNA from Papilio machaon (common yellow swallowtail), 984 nucleotides. Its product is annotated as probable ATP-dependent RNA helicase DDX46. The record is from RefSeq and is a predicted model, not a curated record. The transcript is spliced from 3 exons. NCBI's taxonomy places the organism in Eukaryota, Metazoa, Arthropoda, Insecta, Lepidoptera, Papilionidae. The coding region runs from base 120 to 923 and encodes 267 amino acids.
ACGUCAAUACGUCAUGCUAUUUUAGUUUCAUGAUUUUAUGUAAAUGUUGAUUUCAUUUCAAUAUUUUAUGUUGAAUUUGAAUUUAAAUAGUUGCAUAUCGUAUACAGAAAUUUAUUAUUAUGCCACGAGAAAAGAGUCGAUAUCGGGACAAACGUAGUACGUCCUGUAGUUCUGAAGAGUCAUAUGAAAGAAAAAAACUUAAAUCUAAACAUAAAAGACGUUCAAGAGAUCGUUCGGAGUCUAGCAGUCAUAGAAGAAAACGAUCGACUUCACGGUCAAAAUAUAAACGUCGAAGCUACUCACGUAGUCCUUCCAAGGAACGUUACGAGACAAAGUCUAGAAGACGAUCUUCAUCGCGAUCCAAAGUGAAACGCUCGAAACGAUCUCUAUCUAGAGAAUAUUCCCGCUCAAGAUCAAGUUCUCGGAGUAGAUCUAAGUACAGCAAGAGUAGUAAAAAACAUAAAAGAUCUCAAUCGUCAAGCAGUCGAAGCUCUUAUGAACCAGAACAUCCAAUAUCCUCAAGAAGAACAAACCUAGAUGACACAGAAAUAAAAGUAGAAAAGGCAAUUAAAGCUGCAGAAGCUGUUGGUUUAACUAUGACAAAGAUACCAACUUACGACUUCAAAGACAUAGAAAUUAAAGAGGACAUGCCAACAAUACAUGACAGAAAUUUAUUAGCAGAAUUAAACAGCGACAGUUUCAUUCCAAAGUCAUUUACAUCAACGAGAAAUAAAAAGCAAUCCCAGAACAUAGUGAUAGAUUUGAAUUCAGAAACAGUUAAAGUCCCAGAAUUGGAAAUUAAAUUGGACAAUGAUGAUUCAAUUAUAAAUUUUAAUGAAAUACCAAAUGAAGAAGAACUCAAAGAGAUGUGGGUGAAAAAACUUUAUCAAUAUAGGAAAAAAAUGUUAAAAGGUGAAAUAUAGAGUCCAUCAUGUGUAAUCAUUUUAAAAUAACUAUGGACUUCUACAUUGAAAAUCAAUGUGG